UUUCAUGUCCUUAUCUUUCUCUUUUUAUCACCAAAUUUUUCCCCUUUUCUCUUUACCUUUCAAAUUUUCCUUCUGCAAAAACCAGUAUUUGAAUUCACUUAUUUUUGAAUUACUAUUAUUAUUUGUUGUAAGUUUGAAGUAUGAAAACAGGGGUAUCCAGAAGAUGGAUACUUGUAAACAGUAAAGGGCAGAGUAGUACAUUGGAUUUGGAUAAAUAUGCUAUUAUGAAAAGAGUUUCAAUACAUGCUAGAGAUCUUCGUAUUCUUGAUCCUCUGCUUUCUUAUCCUUCUGCAAUAUUCGGUAGAGAAAAAGCUAUUGUACUCAAUCUGGAGCAUAUCAAAGCAAUUAUUACUACAGAAGAGGUAUUGAUUCGUGACCCAAUGGAUGAUAAUGUUCUUCCUGUUGUUGAAGAACUUCAAAGAAGAUUGCCAUUGCCAGCUAUUAGCUUAGGAGAAGGUGAAGAUGAUGAUCAACCUGUUGUUAAUGGGACACGAAAUGAAAUGCAAACCGUUGAACCAACUGAGUUUCCUUUUGAAUUUCGAGCUUUAGAAGUAGCACUAGAAGGAGUAUGCAGUUAUCUUGACACUCAGACACGAGAACUAGAGACUGCUGCUUACCCGGCUUUAGAUGAGCUCACCUCCAAGAUUAGUAGUCGCAACCUGGAUAGAGUGCGCAAAUUGAAGAGUGCAAUGACUAGGUUGACUAGUCGGGUUCAAAAAGUACGUGAUGAUCUUGAACAACUUCUCGAAGAUGAUGGUGACAUGGCUGACCUUUACCUCUCAAGAAAAUUAGUUGCCGGAGUUUCAUCCCCCCUGAGUGGUCAGGUGGCACCUUACUGGUCCCCUGAUACGUCCUCAAUACGCUCAAAGUUAUUAUCCAAAGCAAGCAGGAUCAGUGGGAUAACUCAUGAGGAGACUGAUGUCGAGGAACUUGAAAUGUUGCUUGAGGCGUACUUUGUGCAAAUUGAAAGCACGAUGAACAAAUUGACAACGUUGCGCGAAUAUAUUGAUGACACUGAGGACUAUAUCAAUAUUCAGCUGGACAAUCAUCGAAAUCAGCUGAUCCAGUUGGAGCUGUUCCUGAGUUCUGGUACAGUUUGUUUGACAGUGUACUCCUUGGUGGCUGCAAUAUUUGGAAUGAAUAUUCCAGUUCCAUGGAAGAAAGACCAUGGCUACCUUUUUAAAUGGGUGGUCAUUCUUUCUGGAAUUGCUUCUGCAUCUGUUUUCCUAUCAAUAAUUGCAUAUGCUAGGCACAAGGGUCUUGUUGGAUCUUAAAUCUUAAUACUUAUUACUCCCCCGAUCUCUAUAUAUAAAUAUAAAAUACACCAGACAUGUCAACAUGUUGAAAUUUAAUUUCUAAAUUGUAACUUUUUAGAGGAUGAGGCAGAGCCAUGAUUGGAGAUAAGAUAUGCAAAAACGUUACGAUACGAACUUAUGACCUAAAACAUGCUUGUUGUGUA
Messenger RNA from Solanum pennellii, 1459 nucleotides. RefSeq names its product magnesium transporter MRS2-I-like. The record is from RefSeq and is a predicted model, not a curated record. Lineage: Eukaryota; Viridiplantae; Streptophyta; Magnoliopsida; Solanales; Solanaceae. Gene Ontology annotation, molecular function: magnesium ion transmembrane transporter activity. Gene Ontology annotation, biological process: transmembrane transport; magnesium ion transport. Bases 141 to 1274 code for a protein of 377 amino acids. Gene Ontology annotation, cellular component: membrane. The transcript is spliced from 11 exons.